GCCACUCGUACGCGUCUUCCAACACUGUUCUCAAAAUGGCGACUCGAGAAUUGUAAGCGUGACAAAAACAACAAAGCCAAGGCGCAUUUCACAAUAAUUAAAUGUUUUUCGAUCAAUUGCGGCGCGUUUAACCCAUCGAAAGCGAUCGCGAUGAGUGAAUUGGGGACCCAGUGACCGGGCAACGACCACCAGUGAACGCAAAGCGCCAGCGGCGCGGCGAACAAAGACAAAAUACGGCGAGCGAAAACGCCGACCGCAUAACCUGUACGUGUACGCAAGGCAAGGCGAAUGGAGGGCGGCAAGGGCGAGGGCAAGAGAAUGAAGGAGGAGGCGCCAAGCAAGAAGUUGCCGCCUAAAAUAUACAGCGGCGAUGCGGGCACCCCCACGAAGGCGGCCCACGACGAGAUACUCAGCUCGCUCCUGCGGAUUAACAACUUCGACUCGAUAUCGAGCAUCAAGGACGAGUCGCUGGACAUCGAUCUGUCGGCCUGCGUGACCAUCAGCUCCGCCAGCCUGGUCAAUGGUAACAGUCUCUCCUCCACCGACUUUUGGCGCGUUUUGGACGAGAGUGCCCAAAACAACACCGAGCUGAAUCUCUCCUCGGACGUCUGCCGUGAUGAUAUGGCUGCCACCAGCUCCUCAACCGUGUCCAGCAGCUUGACCAGUGAUAACCACUCCAGCUCGGAGUUUAGUGUGACUUUCCUACGACCCGAGCCACCGAAUGCUUUCACUAACUCCCCGUUUAAGAAGACUUCCUCCAGCGGCACGUCCACGCCCGUAAAGCUAUCGCCCGAGCAGCUCCACCAGCAGCAUCAGCUCCAAAUGCCCCAGGCACAGCUACUGCAACGCAAGCCCAAGCUGCCGGCGGCGACGGCGGUGCGUCUGAAGGUCUUUAAGGAGGAGCCGCCCGAGGAGAAGCAUCCGCCGGAGCAAGUGGUCACCAAAGUAGAGGUGUGCGAGUCCGAGCUACUGCCGCCAUCGUUUACCAUCUUUCAGCAGGCCAAAACGGCAGAGUCGGCGGCAGAUGCGGCUAGCAUGCCGCCUCCGGCUGCCUCGGAAACGAAGCCGUUGGAAGUAGAUCCGGCACCGCUGCACAAGUGCCUCGACUGCAACGGACUACUACUGGAGACGCCCGACGAGGUGGCCAAGCACGAGGCGGCCGCCCAUCGGCUGAGGCCCACCUACCGUUGCAGCGAGUGCCAGCGGGAAUUUGAGGUGCUGGCCGGUUUGAAGAAGCACCUAAAGACGCACCGCACCGAGGGUCGCAAGGACACCUGGAAGAAGUGUCCCGACUGCGGAAAGUGCCUCAAAUUGGGAAGCAUGUGGAUGCAUCGAAAGAUUCACAGCGAUAACAAGAAGUACCAGUGCGACAUUUGCGGCCAAAAGUUUGUGCAAAAAAUAAACCUCACGCACCACGCACGGAUUCACUCAUCGGAGAAGCCUUACGAGUGUCCCGAGUGUCAAAAGCGAUUCCAGGAGCGCUCACAUCUGCAGCGCCACCAGAAGUACCAUGCGCAAACGCGUUCCUAUCGUUGCGAAAAGUGCGGCAAGAUGUACAAAACGGAGCGCUGCCUCAAAGUUCACAACUUGGUGCACCUGGAGCAGCGACCAUUCGCGUGCACAGUAUGCGACAAGAGUUUCAUCAGCAAUUCAAAGCUGAAGCAGCACUCCAACAUACACACCGGCAUGCGGCCAUUCAAAUGCAACUACUGUCCGCGCGACUUUACUAACUUCCCCAACUGGCUGAAGCACACGAGACGUCGGCACAAGGUGGACCACAAAACGGGUGAACACCUCGAGAACAUUCCCUCCUACUGCUCAAAGAAGUCUACUACAAACAAGGCCCAAAAAGCAGCCGCGGCAGCAGCAGCAGCAGCAGCGGCGGCAGCAGCAACUGCAGCUGUGAAUCCCAACGAUCUUUCCGCUUCUGGUGAACUAAAAGCCAAGGCCAAUAUUACGUCUGCUGCUGCGCCGGCUCCUGCAAAACAAGCGCGGAAAAAGAAGCAGCCGCAGCAGGCCACUCUUGCCGCAUUGGGAAUAACUCUACCUGCCGGUACUGCUCUGCAGCAAGUGCAUCCUGUGCCGCAGGGGCAAGGGCAUCAACAGGAACUAACCACUGUGCUGGUGCCACUGGCCCCGCCGGCCCCUAAGCAGACCAAAGUCAAGCGAGAACGAAAGCAGCUUGCACCCAAGCAACUGCAGCAAAAACCGCAGCUUCUACAGCAGGGCCAGCCUCAGCAGUCCAGCUUAGAACCCAUUCCUGCAGUGCCGCAAAUCAAGAAGGAGCCACUGCAGACUCAGGGCCCGUUCCUCGACCUACACGGCCUUAGUCUGACGUCAGCCGAAGAGCUGAUCAUGGAGCAGGCCCUGGAGAUGGAGGAGUGCGGUCUGUACGAUGCGCCAAAUGCGAACACAGAAAUGGGAACGUCGGACAACGCCAUUUCAGAUUCGGCUGCUGCCCUGCACUUCCAGAUAAAGAAUGAAAUACCGGACGAGCUGUUGCCAGAGGAUGACUUCUUGCCUUGUAAGCCCAGCGACCGCUUAGCUUGCCCCUCACUGGAGUCCUCACCGUUUUCGUCGCCGGCCUCAAUGGAGCUGACCGCUGUUUCAUCCGCAUCCAGUGUCGCCAUAUCGACGAAUGCACUACCAGUGAGAUCUGGGAACUACUACCUGCCCGCCUUUACGCUGAAUGCACACGGCAAGCUUAGCAGUACGGGCAAUGGUGUUCAGUCUGUGACCACGAGCUUGGCUCAGACACCCUCUGUGUCCAUGGUGAAUGUGCCCCUGCUGGUGCGAUCCAACCAGAUGCUGCCCUCAGUUGACACGCUGCUCUUCACCAACCAGACCGGCGGAAGUCGAUUCUUUGCGGGGAAAUCGGCGACUGCGGCCACGCCGCAUCUGACAUGAUCGGGCAGCGAAAUCUGCUGCCUGUCAACAUCAACGCCUCAACGAUCUCCUGUGUCUUAGUUAAGUUAGCAGUGUCGACUACGUUGCACCAGCGCAAUUGGGCGGUCGCGGACCCAUGGCAAUCGAUUAAGAGAAUUCGGAUUUGUGUCCCGUAGGUAAUUAAGAGUAUGACGCUACAUUUGUUUAAGUAAUUGACGUAAGCUGAUUUCUGCAUAGCCCGUAAGUGUAUUUGAGUGUAUAUAUAAACGAUUAUAUAUAGAAACAUAAUGAUAGAUCUUUAAUUUGUACGCUUCACACCAAUAAUAAAUUUCGUACAUA
Molecule: messenger RNA, 3225 nt
Organism: Drosophila erecta
Lineage: Eukaryota; Metazoa; Arthropoda; Insecta; Diptera; Drosophilidae
Gene: wdn
Product: serendipity locus protein H-1
Exons: 3
Coding region: 289-2907 (872 amino acids)
Cellular component (GO): nucleus
Source: RefSeq, a predicted model, not a curated record